UAGAGUUACUAUUCUAACUAAGGUACUUAUUAACUCCAUGGUUUAGCCCAAGCCCCAAAGCAUAUUCUAAUAAAUCUAAUACACAAACGCUUAAUAUUUUCCAAAAAUGAGUUCCGAAGAUACAAAAGAGAAAAUACUAAAUCUUGCAAGAAAAAGCUCGAAAGGAAUUACAGACAAGGAUAUAAUUGCUGAAAUACCUGGCAUAUCAUCAGUAGAACUAGUAACUGCUUUAAAUGAUCUGCUGAAACAAGAACGUUUUGAUUUAUUUAAUCAAAACGGAUCUUUAAUUUAUAAGUUGAAAACUCAAACAAAUAAGCACGCAAUCAAAGGAGCAGAUAAUGAAGAAAAGGUAGUCUAUAAUCUGAUUGAAGAAGCAGGAAAUAAAGGAAUUUGGAUUAGAGAUAUUAGGAUCCGUUCGAAUCUUGCAAACACUCAACUGACUAAAGUCCUCAAAAAUUUGGAAAGUAAAAAAGUGAUAAAAGCUGUGAAAUGUGUUAAUGCCUCUAAAAAGAAGGUUUAUAUGCUUUACAACUUGGAACCAGAUAGAUCAUUGACAGGGGGAGCUUGGUACCAAGACCAAGACUUUGAAUCCGAGUUUGUAGAUGUCCUCAAUGUACAAUGCCACAGGUUCUUGAGUCAAAGAGCUGAUAAUAUGAGAAACAAUCCUAGGGGACCUGUUUUUGGACGAACACAAGCUUAUGCUACUGCUACUGAAGUCCAAAAAUAUAUUACUGAUCUGGGAAUUAGUAAAGUUGUAUUAGAUGUUGAUGAUGUAACAACAAUUUUAAACACCCUAGUGUAUGAUGGGAAGGUAGAAAAAAGUGUGUUUCCCGAUGGAAGUAAUGUAUAUAGAGCUAUAGAAACUCUUAUACCAUCUUCAGGCCUUGUUCAAGUGCCAUGUGGAAUAUGCCCCUUGAUUCAAAGAUGUAAUUCCUCAGGACUAAUUACUCCACAAGUUUGUAAUUAUAUGACUGAAUGGUUGGAAUAAUUAAAAAAAAAAUAUAAUUAAUAACAUUUUUAAUACCUAUUUAAAUAAGUAUCAUUGAUCUAGUUAAAAGAAUAUAAGCUUCCUCUACAAAUUAAAUUGUGACUAGAGACAUUAUACUUAAAAGCAUUAAAUAAUAUAUUUCUGUUGAAAACACAUACUAUUUUAAUUCUAUUAUAAGUUCAAAAUUUUUGCUUUUAAAACAGAUAUUUGUAGAACAUUACUUAACAAUAGAAUACUUAGUUACAAUAUGAAUAUUGUGUGCACAUUUGAAAAACCAAUACUUUUAUAACUGUAGAUAAUUUUAUAUAGUUAAAAUUACGUAACUUUUAACUGAGAAAAGUCUACUUUAUAACUUGUCACACAGAAGGCUCCUGUUUUAAAGCAAUUUAUUGCAAAUUAGUUAUGGUCAACAACAAUUUUGCAACAAAUUAUUUAACAUUCUAGUGGUCAUUUCAACAUUUUAAUGCAAGUACAAUGUGUAAUUUAUACUGUAAAAUCCUCAAAAUAAACUUCUAAAAUUAUUCUCGAUAUUAUGCAAAAUACCAGAGAGUACAGCUGGCUCCCUCCUAUUUCUUGUAAAUUUAUCUUCAUCUCUUUCUUUCUCAUAUUCAGUAUUAUUUUUGGGGAAAAAUGAGCUAAAUGCGUCCAUUUGUAUAUAAUUCAACGACUGCAAUAUUAGGCCUUUAUUUGGAUAAGGUGUGGGACUAAGAGUUGGUGAAUUGUGAUUUAUAUGUUCAGGAACGUGAUUAUUUAGUGUGGCAUCUGGUGGUGAUCUCCCAUUUGUACUAUCUUUGUCAGAGGAUGGGCUGUUUUUGGGUGCUUGAUCUCCACCUAUUAAAAAUAGAAAAUAAAUUGAUGAUUGAUAUAUUUACAUUGUUCUUAGAAUCAAUACUAAGAAAAAAUUUAUCAGCAAGCUUUGUCACCAGUUUAAAUAUUUCCAUGCCAUAGUGUGUGAUAUUGAUAAUAUUACAAUUUCUGAGAUGAUAAAAUAAUUAGAACCUGUACACCACAUGAUAUCAAGCAAUAAAUAUGCAUGACAGACUCAAGUACCAACCAUACUCAUAAAUUGAGUUUUAGCGCCAGUCAGAAGCAACAAAACAAAUUGCAAACCAACAGUUCGAAUUAGUUGGAACUAUGUUAACUUAGUGAUAAGCAAAAAGUAAAGAUUUAACUCUUACUGCUGCCCUUGGGAAGCAUUACAGUGUCUGAGAAAUAUGUAUGCUAACACCAUCAUAAAUCAGUAUCUUUGAAUAAAUUAAAAGAACAGGUUACAAAUAUAUGAAAGAUUCUAUCUAUAAAGUACUUUAUAUUAUAUUUUUCCUAAAUCGAGAAUAAUAAAAUUGGCAGUAUAAAUUAUUUUGCAAAUGUUUUGUAUGAUUUUACAUCUCUAUGUACUGGUGUUUAUAGAAAAUAGAAAAUAAAAAAUGGUCCAAUUUGUUUGUGAAGCACAUGUCCAUAUUGAUUAUGUAGACAUUAAAAAUCAACAAAUAACAACAAUGAACCUUCUAUUAAGAUAUAUUUAAACAAAAUUAUUAUUUUUCCACAACAGUGGCUUAAUGAUAGUUUUAGCUGGUCUAUAACUGAUCUAUGGGUGAAGACUAGGCUUUUAUAACCACAUUUCCAAUUACAGUUCAUUUGAACAUCAGAUUUAUAGACAUAGCAACAUGCAAAAAAGGCAGUUUGGUAAAUAUUUUCAACCAACUAUAUAACUUGUUCAUAAAUAAAUAAAUUUUACUCAUAUUUAUACAGUGUAUAAACCCGACCCAUAAUAACACUAUUAUCAUUUUAAGUUCAAAGUCUUCAUUCAAACCUUAUAAUGUUAAGAAAAGACCAAAAAGACCAUAUUAUAUAAUGUAAAUGGUUCCAAAAAAAUUUACAGGUGCAACAGAAUUAGUUUUAUUUACUAACAACAUACCAAUAGAAUGAAUAAGCCUUUCCAUUUCUCGGAGUUGUGUCUGUUGUUUUUGCACAGUAAAAUACAAAUCUGUGAUAGUACUUGUGAUGUGUUUCAUCUCCUCUUCACGCUUGGCUUCUUUGGCUGCUUCUUUUUUACUUUGCCUAAAAAUAGUCAAAAUACAAUUUCGAGACAUCUUUUAAAUUUACCUUUUAUACUGUGAAAACAUACCUAUUGUACUCGAUCACUAAAAGGCUAGCACCAAUUACGAAUAUAACCGUUUCGCCAAGAAGAUUUGCUCCAAGUUCAAUGGCCAUUUCCUGGCUUAAAACAGGAAUAUUGACAGGUUUUCCCAAAUUUAAAAUCCACAUUUUGGCUUUAACUUCACACCAAUUGUAAACUGUGAAAAAAAGUACAUGAGAAAGGUUUGUUUCGCUUAUGUAUAAAAAUGAUUUUAUAUGGAAACGUGAAAAGCAUUAUUACUUACAUUGCGCUGGAGGCAUACAAACAUAAGUUCUGAAAAAUGGAUUAUUCUUGGCUCUCUCCUUGCACACGUUCGCGAUUGGUUUACUUAUCUGUUUCACCAACAAAACAGAUAAUUUAGCUAUUGGAAACGCCCCUACAACCAUAUUGUAUGGGUUAUUCAAAAUAAAUACAAUAAAUCCAAAAAUUCGGUUUAGUCCUUCACAAUGGUUUACAGAAUCUCAAUUAUUUAUUCCCAGGGUUCGUAAAAUCGUCGUAAAGUUUUGGACAUUUGAUAAAUUUGACAGUUAACUUAUUGACAGUUUUUCUUCGGCAUUAAACAAUACAUCCUUGUUCACUUAUCCCCAAGAGUAACACAUUUUAGGCUGGCCCCAAUAUUUAUUAUUAUAUUUUAUCUAUUAGUUUCAAUCUAUUAUUUAUAUACAAAAAGCUGAUUUCCACUCACCCUUUACAAGUUCGAAAUUACCAGGCCGAUGAUUUUAAAUUUGACAUACAUAUUUUUGCGACACAGACGCUCAGUAGGAACAGAUUUUAUGUAAAUCCUAUUCUGAUUGGGUUUUACGUACCUAAGCUUCGCAAAAUUGCCAUAAUAAAUUGGCAAUUUCGGGGUCGUAAAACGAUCCAGAUUCUGCAAAACACUACUCUUUUUAGGCCCAAUGUUAGUAAACUCUCUCAGGUUGAGCCCGUGAGCUUAUCUACCAGUCCGUGAGUAACUGGAAUAACUCCCCCAUCUAUUAGGUAGAGAAAAAAUCCCCGAAAAACGCACCAUGCUUAGUUAUUUCUGUGAGUUAAGCUUCAAGGCAAAUCUAUCACUAUAUAUGUAUAUUCAUAUAUUCAUUGAACAAAAGUAAUAAAAUGGAACGGGAAACCUAAUAUCAUUUGCAAUUUUUAGGAUUUUUUUGUUCGUGUUAUGUUUAUUUGUGCUCGUCUCCGAAAGUACUGGACCGGGAAUCCAUUUACGGAUACCCGGUCGAGGGGAGCAUUGGACCGGGUUAUGUUGGCCUCAGCGCCUUAAGAGAGGAAGAGGGAGACGAGGAGGGCCAAGGUCCUCCUCCAAUUUCUCGCAGGAGAAUACGCCUUGAAAAAGGCGCGCGAGGCACUCGCCCAGCAAAACUAACUAACGACUUUAACCACAUCGAGCUCUACCACACCGGCUUUUUUUUUUCAGGCCAGGGGCUGAACCUUCUACGAGGUCCCCGCGCCUAGGGGGCGCGCGGAAUAUGUGGGACUUGACGAUCUGCAAAAAAAUCUGGUCUUGCUGAUCACACCGGUUACACCAAUUCUACGGUACCGUAGUGCGCGCCGAGUUCGCCUUUGCUUUUACCCGUCCUGAUGAUACGACGGGAUGUCAUUUCCGGGAAUAUCCCAAAGGACGUCGACUCGGGAGACAAGCCGUGGGCGGCCACACGAGCCACCUUGCACCGCCUCACCACCGGACCGAGAGUCUGACCGGGCUGAGCGGGACCUUCCCGCACGCGCCGCCCUCCCCGCCUUCUGCGCUGCGCUUUCACGCUUCUCAGACUCACAAAACAUCAUGACCAGAUCACAAAACCUGGCCAUUACUUCCCACAAGCUCUGGUCAUCUAAAAUGCGGGCGACGGCAGCCCGCAAGCAGAGGACCCUCCCCAGCAUCACGAUGAGAUCUCACCACGAGUGCUUCCAACGCGGGCAUGCUUCGAGCGCGUGCUGAGUGUCAUCGUCCGGAUGUCUUCACUCCUGGCAACCCGGAUGUGACCUCUCCUGCAGAUCUUUCACGGGUACCUCCCGAAACAGCCAUGUCCCGGGAGGACCUGCGUAAGGUGAAAGGAAAGCACGCCGUGUUACCGAUCCGACCAUGCCUCCAUCACGGCCACCAGGGCCUCAAGGCUGCGCUGGCGGGUGGCCGAAGUUCGGCCAAGUUCCUCCAUCAACCGCUCCCUCCACUUAGCGUGCGCCACAUGAUGCGCAGCACGUCUUCACCGGGAACUGGGCCCCUAGCGGCAAACGCAGACGUUCGAGAAGUUAAAAAACUGGCACCAAACACACUGGUAUAUUCUGCAUCUGCAUUCAGGAAAAAAACUGGGAAUAAUUUGUUAUAUUUGUCAUCAUUAUCUAUUGAUUUUAUUUAAUUAACACAAAUACAAUAUGAAUAUUUACAAGAUUUAGGCAGACUUAUACGUAUUUUGUUUCCUACCUAUGCUGAUAACCUUGAGCCUUGAUACCGGUCACUCACAUUCGCACGAAUACGCAAACCCGCAAGUGUAGGACGACAUUUGCAAAUGAUUAUGCAAAGUUUUCGCUGCAUUCGUGGUUUUCCAAGCUGUGUCGGUUUUUUGACAGACAUCAAAGCGCGCGAACCGCGAUCCUUCGCGUACUCUCCACACAUUCAUGUGACCAGUUGCGCCCAGGAUUGCAAAGAUAUGAAGGGUUACUGAUGUCCCGGAGGCUUUUCCAGUUUCACCAGGACAAGUGGGCGAGCAAAGACUUGGGACUCUCUCGGCGCCGCGGCGGCACAAUCAUAAACUAACACAGAGUACACACUAAAAAGUGGAAAAUUAAACAAUUGCGACAGGUGACUUCUCGGGUUCUUUCAAGCAGUUUACUUUCGUCUUAAUGCGUGGUUCGAUAAGCCUCCUCCCAGCCAUAGCCAAACUAUACGAACGCCUGCUUCGUAAUCGCCUUUACGAUUUUGUCACAUUGAAAGGCAUUCUUCACGAAGCGCAAUUUGGAUACCGCGCCCGACACUCGUGCGUCCAAUUAGUGAACCGCCUCACGAUGCACAUCUUAGUAAGGGUCAGCAAAACGAGACUAAUCCCCACAGGAGCCAUUUUUUUUCAAUAUUUUUUUAUUCUUAUUAUUGCUUAAUUGGGUGGACGAGCUUACGGCCUAUCUGGUGUUAUAAGUGGUUACCAGAGCCCAUAUACAUCUACAACGUAUACGCCGCCACCCACCUUGAGAUAAGAGUUCUAAGGUCCAGUAUAGUUACAACGGCUGCCCCACCCUUCAAACCGAAACGCAUUACUGCUUCGCAGCAGGAAUAGGCAGGGUGGUGGUACCUACCCGUGCGGACUCACAAGAGGUCCUACCACCAGUAAAUAUAUACUGUACUGUACACUGUGUAUAUACUGUACACCAGUAUAAUAUCGCGAAGGCGUUUGGCAAAGUCUGGCACAACAGUUUAGUCAAAAAAUUCUACAACAUGGACGUGUCAAUCUCAUGCUCAUCACAUGAGACUUCUUGUCAAACCGUUCAUUUCGGUAUCGAGUAAAGAGAACCCGAUUUUUCCCCCAUCAAAUCUCGCAAAGCUUUGCUCUCUUCCUGUUACUGUUUAAUUUGAGCAUCAAUGAUAUACCCCGGUUGCCAGCAACCCAUGUAACCCCCGACCCCUCUCUUCACCGAUGACAUGGCUAUAUACUACUCGAGUAAGACGACGAGAAUGCACUGUCUAUUGUAUCUAUAAUUGAAGUGACGUCUGCUAUGUACUUUUGUUACGUUUUCAAUGCUUUUAUUGAUGAUCAGUUUGUUGGUGCAACUAAAUAAAUAAAUUAAUUAAAACCAAGUAGUGCCAGCCCUAGCCAAUUUCUCUAUUUGCACUAAUUUCGUUCCUAUUAACCGCAAUUUCCGGGUAAAUACCUACUCACCUAUUUUUGCUUAAGCUGGAAUGCUAAUUGCAUAGUUUUAAAUUGGAAACAAAGAUACCCCCAAGACUCAAACAUUUUGAUCCUGAUAUAGCAUUAUAUACAUCAACAACUACCAUAAAAUUGUUCAUCAAUUUGGAAUUUGUCCCUAAUCACCCCGUGUUACCGGUACCUAAUGGAUAUGAAAAUGUCAAAUUCAUUGACAGUUCGGGUGUCAUGGUAUUCCGAUAGAUCCGAGUUUUCCCGAUGGAAAAUAAUUUCUCACUACACUUAUACAUACCUACAUUACCUACGUUAACACUUAACAUCCAUUUACAUACAUAAAUUAAGACGGUUAUAAUAGUGCGAUGCUACUCAAAAACGUCAUAAAAAUGCGAUAUUAAAAUUUAAGGAAUUAAAUUUUGAUGUUUUUAUUUUAAAACUUCUUUGUGCACAAUAACUGCUUAUUUACCUUUUCACCAUUCCUCUAUAACAUUUUGGAGACAAAUUAUGACUACUGAUAGUGAUAGUGUUAUGAAUAAAACGUGGAUACGCAAUUUGUCUUCAAUACAAAAGAUUGCUUAUGCUGAUGGUGCAGCUGACGGGCAAGCUGCUGCAUACCAAACAAGCUUUAACAUAGGUUACGAAAAAGGCUUUAGCACAGGUUUUGAAUUAGGUUCAAACAGAUCUAGUAGAUCUAGAAAUAUUAUUAACAAUUUACAAGAUACAAGAAAAAUAAAUUGCCAAAUUUGUAUAAACGGAGCUCCAACUGAAGAGAACAUUGGAAAUCUGUACAACAUACAGCAAGAGAAGAACCUGGAAUUGAUCAACAAUUUAAAAGAGCAAUAAAAAGCUUUAUCGUUAA
This is a messenger RNA of Bombyx mori (domestic silkworm), 7826 nucleotides long. RefSeq names its product DNA-directed RNA polymerase III subunit RPC6 (gene Polr3F). NCBI's taxonomy places the organism in Eukaryota, Metazoa, Arthropoda, Insecta, Lepidoptera, Bombycidae. Gene Ontology annotation, cellular component: RNA polymerase III complex. Gene Ontology annotation, biological process: transcription by RNA polymerase III. The record is from RefSeq and is a predicted model, not a curated record. The transcript is spliced from 7 exons. Bases 107 to 988 code for a protein of 293 amino acids.